UAUGCCAGAGAGGAGCCUGGCAUUCAACCUUCAGGGCUAUUAGCCAUUUCCUUUGGCCCUAUAUGUAUAUCCAUUGUAUCCAUAGUGCUCUAUUUAGCUCUGUGAAACCAGUAUGGGUUAGAGGGGAGAAGGAGCUGAGUAACUGCCAGGGCUAUUUUUACUCUUACUCAGCAGGCUUCCUUGUCUCUGCUGCUGCUAGAUGGGAGAAGGACAGGAGUCUGCAUGUUGUUAUGUGUAUGAAGAGAACACCUCUGUGGACAUGAGAAGGCAUGUACAGGUACAUUCUCUGGGAGCAAGAGACAGCAGCAGCAGUGGCUCAGAGCUUGAGACUUAUCGAGACUCAACACACACCCAGAGUCCAGCAAAAACAUUUGCUCACCUGUUUGCAAAACCAAACCAGAGCUCACAUUCAACCAAACUGCCAACAAUAUUUUGAAAGAAAAGGCACCAAAGACCAGAAGUUCAAACUUAGACAGAAAAAACAAUCAACAACAGCAUUUCUUUAAAAAUAAAUAUACCAGAAGAAGAAAAAGAUUAUAGGGAAAAAAGUAAAAAUUUAGGAAGACUUUGUUACCUGAUUUUGUAUAAAACUUUGGAAAAGUUUUCUGUUGGGAGAGGAAUUAGUGAAUUUGUUUUUGAUAUUUGGAAAAUAUGGCAAAUAAUUUUUACCUUCUUGUUUAAGACUUUUUUUUUUUUUUAAAGAAAAAGGAAAUUGAGAAGGAAAAAGCAAGCUGGUGGACCACCUGAGAAAAAGAAAUGCAGAAAGAUUUCUUUCACUAAGAGGGGAUACAGACUGGAUGCAUACAUUUUUGGGGGUCUGCAUUCAUUUUUUAUUUAUGCUCUGCUCCUAUACUCCUUCUGGUUUACGAGACAGAAAAAAGGACAGACAACUCAUACAGAAUUAUUUUUUUUAGAGGAAAAAGGGGGGUUUCUUUUUAACCCUUUCCUCCCCACUUCAAGAUUGUGGAAAAUAAAGUGUGGAAAUGAGAGUGUGCAGAGCCUUCUAUGCAUGAGGCAAGGCUGGAACUAGAUUGUCAGCGGAGACUGAUUUCUUGUCAAGUCUCCCCUUCAAUGUGUCUGGAACUCUUGGGGAUAGGAGUCGGUAUGAAUUUCGGGGUGCUCUUCGUGUGUCUCUGGUACCUGCCUCUCAUCAGCACUGAGGGGGACCCCAUUCCUGAAGAACUUUACAAGAUGCUGAGUGACAGGUCGGUGCGUACCAUCAGGGACCUCCAACAUGCCCUGCAGAUAGACUCCGUAGAACAGGGGAAUGGUCCUAGCUUGGACCUGAACUCAACCCAAACCCACCUUGGUCAUGACCCUGUUCCCCUGUCCCGAGGGAGACGAAGUGUGGAUGGCCUAGCCGCUGCUGAGCCAGCUGUCCUUGCUGAGUGCAAGACGCGAACAGCGGUCUUUGAGAUCUCCCGGAGCAUGGUGGAUUCCACCAAUGCCAACUUUGUGGUGUGGCCACCCUGUGUGGAGGUGCAGCGGUGCUCGGGGUGCUGCAACAACCGCAAUGUGCAGUGUCGCCCCAUGCGGGUCCGUGUGCGACACAUCCAGGUAAACAAGAUUGAAUUUGUCCAGAAGAAGCCAAACUUUAAAAAAGUCAUUGUGCCUUUGGAGGACCAUGUGGACUGUCGCUGUGAGGCACUGUCAUCCCGGCCCUCCAGUCACAGUUGGCCCAAUCUACCCAAAUACAAACAUGGAUUAUUGACAAUCACUACAGCUCCUGUGUCAGCAAGGCAACGAGCACGCCGGCUGCAAGCACAAAAGAGGAAACAUCGGAAGUUCAAGCAUGUCCCCGAUAAGAAAGUGCUGAAAGAAAUCCUCACAGCAUAGAGGUGCUGGCAGAGGAGGGAGUGCAAAGCAGGUUUAUUUAAUAUAUUUGCUGUAUUGCCCCCAUGGGGUCCUCAGAGCGAUAACUUUUCCUCUUCGUCCAUCUGCCUCGGUGCCUGACUUGGACAACAAAUGGUGCUUGCCUUUUCUUCUUGGACCUUCUCCCACCAAAGUCUCCCCUCAGUUUCCCUUUUUUCAUAUAUUAACAAUGUUUUAAAAUUUUCCAAGAAAGAAAACAAAACAUUUAAAAAAACCCACAAGAAGCCACAAGCAACUGGGAUAAGACAAGGCUUUCCCUGUUGCAGAAGACAGGAUGGGAAAUAGGAAAGACAAAAAUGGGUCCAAUUUCCUUUUUUGGGGGGGAAGGGAUCAGUUGGGGGGUGAGAAAGUGAGGAGAAUUGUCCUCCUUUUCCUUCUCAAUUCUGUUACGGGCAAAGGGCUCGGACUGAAGUCAAUAAUUGCAAUGGAUGUGUUUCAAAGCAGAUGGAUCUCAGAUGAAGAGCAAUCACCAAUGAUGGAAAAUGCACUAAGAACUUUUACUGGCACAUCUGGACAGAUUUCUUUCUUUUUUGUUUGUUUGUUUGUUUGUUUUUUUACAUAUGUGUGUGUAUAUAUUUUAUUUUAAAAAACCACUAAAACAUACAACAUCUCGGGGAACAGAACAAAUGAAUGCAGAGCGCAGUUACCACACUCACCCCAGCCACUGCAGACUGGAGGGCGUCUGGAUCAGUGAAAAGAUGAGGACAGCAGGCCAGAACCAUUCUCCAGUGCUCCCCCCUAGCCCCGACAAAGACUGUCAUUUUGGCACACAGCUAUCGGCUAUUGAGGGUUGACUUUCCAGUCUUGGACUUGGGUUAUUGUUUUUUAAUUAAUUUGGUAUGUGUGUGUAUAUAUGUGCAUAUAGAUACCUAUAUAUUCAUAUAUACAUACAUACAUAUCUAUACGUGUGGGUUUUUAAAUGGGUUUGUUCCACAGUGGGAGGAGCCUCCAGGCAAGCUUGUAUGUGUGUCGGUAUGUCUGUGUCGGUCUGUCUCUGUGUGUAUGUCUGUGUGUGUGUGUGAGCAGUGAUCUAAUUCCUCUGCUAUCCCCAGUUCAGUCUUUUUUCCCCUUUGCUUUUCCCUCUGGUUAACAACUGCCCUCCAGGAUGCAGAGUGACAACAUCAUUGACCAAUGCACAUGUGAGCUUGCAAGCAUUACUUCAUCUGGAUAAACUAUGGUUGGCUGAUCCAGGAUCCUGAGGGCAGCAUUGUAAUACCGAAGAUGGUUCUGGGAGCAGUUUAACCCUUUUGUGGAUGCACUGUCCUUCAGUUGCUUUCUCCCAUUUCACCCAUUCCCCGCCCACACAUCUAUUGCAAACACAUGCAACAGAGGGGUUUUUUUCACAUGUAUUCAAGCCCUGCCCAGUUUUUAAAUAACUGUAGAACCAAGGAACUUCUUGGGAAACUAGAAGUCAUGGAGGAGAGGAGGGCAAAUGGGAGAGAGUAAACCUCUAAAUUUGCAAAAGUGAUUAAAAACAGAAAUAAUUCCCUUAUUGGAAGACUGAAAGAGAAUGGCUGUUUGGUAUCCCUAGUUCCUGGCCAUCAUAGAAAUGCUUAGGAUUUGAGGGUGUAGAGGGCAGAAUGAUUCUCCUAUGAGAAUGUACAUGCAGUCACGUAGAAGUGUGUCCAGCUCUAGGCUCCCCACUACAGAAAGGAUGUGGAAAAAUUGUCCAGCAGAGGGUAAUGAAAAUGGUUAGAGGGCUGGGGCACAUGACGUAUGAAGAGAGGCUGAGGGAAUUGGGUUUAUCUAGUCUGGAGA
This is a messenger RNA of Alligator sinensis (Chinese alligator), 3630 nucleotides long. RefSeq names its product platelet derived growth factor subunit B (gene PDGFB). Lineage: Eukaryota; Metazoa; Chordata; Crocodylia; Alligatoridae. Gene Ontology annotation, cellular component: membrane. Gene Ontology annotation, molecular function: platelet-derived growth factor receptor binding; growth factor activity. Gene Ontology annotation, biological process: platelet-derived growth factor receptor signaling pathway; positive regulation of ERK1 and ERK2 cascade; positive regulation of cell migration. The record is from RefSeq and is a predicted model, not a curated record. The coding region runs from base 1006 to 1836 and encodes 276 amino acids. The transcript is spliced from 10 exons.